AUGGCCACUAUUUCUAUGAAUGGUACGACAAAACAAAAACCGUGUCGAAACUUCAAGGGAUAUUCUUAUAUAAAAGAUCGAUCUACCGAUACAAAAACGUAUUGGCGUUGUGUAAAUUAUUUAAGAGAUCUUUGUCAUUCUCGUCUUCACACAUGUAUUAUCACAAAUGAUGUUAUCAAACCACCAUCAGAACAUACAUGCAAAACUGAUGGUCCGUCGCUGGAAAUACGAAAGUUUAACGAAGAACUCGUUCAUCGGGCUCGAAAUACUCAAGAAAUACCAGAUAUAAUUGUCACUAAUUUUUACAAAGCUUUAUCUGAUCAAGGAAUUGCUCGACUACCAAUACGUGAUAAUAUAAAACGUCGAAUUCGAAUGGUGCGUAAAAAUAAAAAUAUUGUAAAUGCACCAAAUGAUCCGAAUUUUACAACGAUUCCAACAUCUUUGACUAAAACUGUUCGUGACGAUAUGUUCUUGCGUUGUGAUACUGGACCAGGUGAUGACAGAAUACUGAUAUUUGCCAGCACUGAACAACUUGAUAUUUUACAAUCUACUGAUGAUUUUCUAGUAGAUGGUACAUUUAAGGUGGUUCCAGAAAUCUUUUAUCAAGUUUAUAUAAUUCACGCUGUAUAUCGAGGCCAUGUAGUGCCAGUGUUAUAUGCAUUACUGCGAAGAAAAAAUGCUGCCACUUACGAAAACUUAGUUCAUGAAAUACUUCGAUUUGCUCCAAAUUGGAAUCCUGUUUCGAUUAUGCUUGAUUUUGAACAAGCAUGUAUAGGUGCUUUUGAUAGAAGUUUUCCAAAUGUGUUAUUAUCGGGAUGUUAUUUUCAUUUGCGACAAAGCAUCCAUCGCAAGUUGCAGGCAUUAGGUCAUCAAAAUAAAUAUGAGAAUGAUCCAGAAUUCUCACACAAUAUACAUAAAAUAGCUGCAUUAGCUUUUAUAAAACCAGAUGAUGUGGUGAAGGCUUUUGAAGAUUUAUCAAUAAAUCUUGACGAUGAAUAUCAAACUAUUCUGGAUUAUUUUGAAGAAACCUAUAUUGGUCGAUUACGCGCUAAUCACACACGAAGAAAGGCAACGUUUACCAUUGACUUCUGGAGUAUGUUUCAUAGAACAACUCAAUCAUUAAUGAGAACAAAUAACUCGGCUGAAGCAUAUCACCGCCGAAUUAAUGCAAUAUUUCAAUGUUCUCAUCCAACACUGUGGGUUUUUCUUCAAAAACUUAUUGAUGAGCAAAAUGCUACACAUGCUGAUAUAGUUCAUAUAAGAUCUGGACAAGUACCAAAAAGCAAGAAGAAGAAUGAACGUUUUGAAAAACGACUAUUACAUCUAAUUUCAAAUCCUCAUCAAAAUAUUCUUACUCAACUCGACUCAAUCGCUAAUAAUAUUACAUUAUAA
Molecule: messenger RNA, 1392 nt
Organism: Rotaria socialis
Lineage: Eukaryota; Metazoa; Rotifera; Eurotatoria; Philodinida; Philodinidae
Source: the annotation of a GenBank genome assembly